GUCUACUUAGUCCCAAUCCCUCUGAUGAUCGGCCAUGAAGUUACUACUUUUGUUGACAGUUUUAGCAGUCAGUUGCUUCCUUGCAGAGGGUUUUAGGCGCAGGACCAAGAACAGAGACUGUUUGGUGAAGCACAAAUACGCACACGAAAAGGUUUGUAGGGGACCCCGUAGAGUUUACUACAGGUUCCAUCGAGUUCUGUUUGAUUGCAUACAGAUGACUACAAGGUGCUACAAAUUCUUUAAGAGAAACGAGUUUGACACUCUAAAAAAGUGCAGAGAUGGCUGUGCCUAUCAUAUGAAGAUACCUACUGAAGGAGCAAUAGCAACCACAAUUACUGCAACUACUGCUGGAGGAGCAGAAGAAACUACGGAAGCUCCUACGGAAACUCCUACGGAAGCUCCUACAACAGAAGCAGUUGCAGAAAGAAGUGCGGUGGAAGUCGAGAAAAAAGUACCUGCUUGAAGUUCCAAAAAAAUACAAAAACAUUAAUUACUUCAGGGGCCAAGUUCUUGGUAAAUAUAUUACACAUUCUAAAAUGGACAUAGUUCAAAAUUCACCUUUAUUUCGCCUGAAAAAUCAAUCUUUUGUUCAAAACUGUUAGUUAGAAUGGUAUGAGUAAGACAUAUAAAAAUUUAAAAAAAGUUUUCCGUUUUUC
Drosophila gunungcola (fruit fly) is the source of this 656-nucleotide messenger RNA. RefSeq lists its product as uncharacterized. The transcript is spliced from 3 exons. The coding region runs from base 35 to 463 and encodes 142 amino acids. The record is from RefSeq and is a predicted model, not a curated record. Lineage: Eukaryota; Metazoa; Arthropoda; Insecta; Diptera; Drosophilidae.